This is a messenger RNA of Rhagoletis zephyria (snowberry fruit fly), 714 nucleotides long. NCBI's taxonomy places the organism in Eukaryota, Metazoa, Arthropoda, Insecta, Diptera, Tephritidae. The record is from RefSeq and is a predicted model, not a curated record.
AUGACGAGACUGGCGCAGACACUCCGACUAGUGCCUGACAUCUUCUGGAUAGUCAUUGAAGAUGCGCACAACACCUCCAAAACUGUGGAAGACCUUCUACUGCGCAGUGGCGUGCCCUACGUGCACCUUCUCGGUCCUCGGCCGGCGACGCACAUGGACAAGCGCAGCGGACGCGGCGUGUCGAAUCGCCUGAAGGCCUUUGAGUGGCUCCGCGAGAACUACCUGGGCACUGAGCAGAAGGGCGUCAUCUACUUUGCCGACGACGACAACGCCUACGACACGCGUGUCUUUGAGGAGAUGCGCGACACGAAGGUCGUCUCCAUGUUUCCUGUCGGACUGCUGCCCACGCUGGGCCUCUCCACGCCCAUUGUCAGCAGCAAGACGGGCAAGAUCAUCGGUUUCCACGACCCCUUCAUCGGCCGGCGAAAGUUCGCCGUCGACAUGGCCGGCUUUGCCGUCAAUUUGCAGUUCUUUCUGCAGCAGAAGAAGGCCACCAUGCCGUACAAGGUCGGCUACGAGGAGGACUACUUUCUCAAGAGCUUGGGCGUCAAGAUUUGGCAGCUGGAGCCGAAGGCGAACAACUGCACCGAGGUACUAGUGUGGCACACGAAAACGAAGCCAGCCGAUAACCCGAAUGUGAACAUGAUGAAGAAGGUGACCAAGUACAAUGAGACCAACUUGCCCUCACUCUACGAGAACGUCAUGGAGACGUAA